Metarhizium acridum CQMa 102 is the source of this 1461-nucleotide messenger RNA. RefSeq lists its product as uncharacterized. Gene Ontology annotation, molecular function: protein binding. The record is from RefSeq and is a predicted model, not a curated record. Lineage: Eukaryota; Fungi; Ascomycota; Sordariomycetes; Hypocreales; Clavicipitaceae.
AUGGCGGACACGGCUCUACACGACUGUCCCAUGCAGAAGAUACCCCUCGAAGUUCUCUUGCGAAUCACAUACCAUCUUGGCACGCCGGACCUCGGUAGCGUUCGCCUGACCUGUCGCUCUCUGGAACAGUCUCUCUACACAACUUUUGUCAAUGAAUUCUUCACCCGCAAGCAGUUCAUGAUAGCAGAAGACAGCUUGCAGGCCCUGAUAGACAUAUCCAACAGUCGCCUCGGACACCACCUGCGCCAUGUCCACAUUGGUCUCGACCGUUUCUCCGAAGGCAUCCAGCGGCCUCUGCCAGACGACGACAAGGAGCGCAGGUUCAGAGAGAGAUAUGCAAACAACUUUACAUUAUGGAACACUGGGCACCACAGGGAUAUGAUGGCCGAGGCCUUUCGCAACCUCCCCAAUCUGGAAGGCGUCGUCAUCAGGGAUGCCAACUCGCAGCGCCGGUCAAGGGACGGGCCCAACGCCGAGUGGCACAGCUACGGCUACACGACGGCAUUUCAUGACACGGGCAUUAGUUUGAGCCAGGGCAUGACUGGAAUUUGGAACUCGGGCUUCCCGUACCAGUAUUGCAGUCAGGUCUUCACCGCCGUCGUGUUUGCCUUGGGUGCGGCCAAUGCCAGGAUAAAGGGCAUCGAGAUCUUGUCCCGGAACGCCAACCACCUGCGCGACUUCGCUUUCAACAUCCCAAAGUUUAUGGAACCGUCCGUGGUGCCGGUGCUUCAGGGCCUUGAGAAGCUGCACCUGUGCAUCGACCUGUCCUGGCGCACUCCGCACAUGGGCUUGCCCGCCAUCGCGGGCUCGGGCCGCUACUCCCCAGACUUGUUCAUUAGAAGGUUCCUGGCCUAUGCGACGAACCUCAAGAACUUGCGCCUCAACGAGCAUCGGACCAACUCUGCCGGGCUGGUGAGCCUCAUUGACUGGAUGAUUGAUGGCGGCAGCGACGGAACGGCCAUUUCGAUGCCUAAACUGCAGGAGCUGAGCCUCGGUACAAUGAACAUCGACGCCCCCAGACUCUUGAAGCUCAUUUCUAAAUUUGCACCGUCGCUGGAUAGCCUGGAGUUGUGGAAAGUCACAAUGUUGCGACACUUGCCGCCGGAUGCGCCUAGCCCCGCGCCCAAGGAGGUUUUUUGGGCCCGUUUCCUGAGCAAACUCACCGAGAUCCCCGGCCUUGAGCUGAGGCAUUUAAAGAUGGGCAUGCUGCAGCAACACUGGAUUGAGAAGCCAGUGCCGGCACACGUCACCUUCAAAGGGACGGGCCCAACACGCCAGUACACGGGGCGAGACUGGAGGCAUUUCGUCGGCGAGAUCAAACCGCUGCUGGAAGUGCACUGGCCAUACGAGGCAGUGGACGAAACUGACGAGGACAACGAGGGUAAGUCAUCGGGUCUUGAGCUGUGGACGGGGCGGUUGCGACGUGCCUGGAUGGCUGACAGUGAAGUUAGUUACGGAUGA